UGAAAAACGAUGUCGUUUCAUCAAGGGUUUUAGGUCGUUUGGCCAUUGUUGUUUAUCACUGCAAAGAGAAGAGAUGGUUCUGUCGAACAAGAAGCUGAAGCAGAAGCUCAGAGCCGCUUUGGCGGAAUCAUUAGUAGUAUCAGUCGCCGGAACAACUGACCCGACCACAACCGAUUCAACAUCAACGAACCCGGACCCCAAUCCACAAUCUCUCAAAAACCUCCUGGGCUCCGCAACCCAGAUACCCAGAUUGUCCAAGAGAGAAAAACGCAGAAAAACCCUGUCUUUGCAGGGUCCUGAGCUUGCGGGCACAAGCAAUCAGAGUGAAGAGAAGGAAGCCAAUACAGAGGCUUUGACUGAUGAUGGUAAUAAUACUGAAAACAAGGAUAAGAAAAAGAAGAAAAGGAAGAGAGAUGGAGAGGUGGACGAUGGAGAGGUGGGAUUGGAAGAGAAUAAAAAUAAGUUGAAGAAGAAGAAGAACAAAAAGAAGAAGAAGAAGAAGCAGAAGAGUGAGGGACAGAACAAGGAUGUUGAGAAUGAAGGUGGAGAAAAGGGGGUGCUCAAAGUGGCAGCUCAGAUCAGUGACAGUCAAGAAAAUGGGGAUGCUUCUAAUAAGGUUUAUGUUGGAGGGAUUCCAUAUUAUUCAACUGAGGAUGAUAUUCGGAGUUACUUUGAUAGUUGUGGCACCAUAACUGAAGUUGACUGUAUGACGUUUCCUGAGAGUGGAAAGUUCAGAGGGAUAGCCAUUAUCAGUUUCAAGACAGAAGCUGCAGCUAAAAGAGCUCUGGCUCUCGAUGGUGCUGACAUGGGAGGACUGUUCCUGAAAAUCCAGCCAUACAAGACAACUAGAGCCAACAAAUCAUCAGAUUUUGCCCCAGAAAUGGUGGAAGGCUACAAUAGAAUAUAUGUUGGGAAUUUGCCAUGGGAUAUCACUGAGGAUGAAGUAAGGAAAUUUUUCUCACGUUGCAAUGUAUCAUCUAUUAGAUUCGGUAUGGACAAGGAAACACAGGAAUUCCGAGGCUAUGCCCAUGUGGAUUUCUCUGAUAAUCCAUCUCUAACAAUGGCCUUAAAGUUGGAUCAAGAAAUCGUGUGUGGGAGACCCGCGAAGAUAAGAUGUGCCGUCCCUAAGAAAGGAGCUAAGGAUUACUCCACACCUGCCCCCUCAAGUGAAAAAGCUGUAAAUGAUGGUGGGUUAACCUCUGGCAGUGGGAAGAUGAAGAGAAGGACGUGCUACGAGUGUGGUGAACGGGGCCAUAUUUCAUCAGCUUGUCCAAAGAAGCAAGCUCCUGAUUUGAAGAAUUCUAGUUCAAGUUAAUAGUGAAUAACCACCUCUAAUCAUUUUCCCAUUUGUCUAAGUUAUUCAGAUGUAGUUGUUUUAAAGAUUGGUUUAGGAACUAUACCUUCUUUCUUUGACUACAUUCUCAAUUUUAUUAAUCAAACAAAUCCCCUGAUUUCAUGAUUUUCCUAUCA
Molecule: messenger RNA, 1470 nt
Organism: Vitis riparia (riverbank grape)
Lineage: Eukaryota; Viridiplantae; Streptophyta; Magnoliopsida; Vitales; Vitaceae
Product: nucleolar protein 13
Exons: 4
Coding region: 74-1315 (413 amino acids)
Molecular function (GO): zinc ion binding; RNA binding
Source: RefSeq, a predicted model, not a curated record